Tachysurus fulvidraco (yellow catfish) is the source of this 4818-nucleotide messenger RNA. It is a transcript of the gene cc2d1a, whose product is annotated as coiled-coil and C2 domain containing 1A. Gene Ontology annotation, biological process: regulation of transcription by RNA polymerase II. NCBI's taxonomy places the organism in Eukaryota, Metazoa, Chordata, Actinopteri, Siluriformes, Bagridae. The transcript is spliced from 30 exons. Bases 463 to 3435 code for a protein of 990 amino acids. Gene Ontology annotation, cellular component: nucleus. Gene Ontology annotation, molecular function: DNA-binding transcription repressor activity, RNA polymerase II-specific; RNA polymerase II cis-regulatory region sequence-specific DNA binding. The record is from RefSeq and is a predicted model, not a curated record.
UUGCAGAAGUCAAGCAAACAUGGCACUGCCGUAAAGCGUAGUUGUAGUUGCUAUUGGAGACGAGACGGAAAGCAGGAAGUGGCAGGAGUAACAGCUGAGGGUAGUUUUGUGGUUUCGAGGAGAUUUAUGUUCGCCAAACGGGGCAAUAUUUCACUCCAAGGACAUAUAAAACUACACGGCACUGAAUAAGGAAAGACUAAAGUACAUGCUGAAGUUUAUCCCACACAAGAGGCCACGCCCCCUUCACUGAGACUGAGACACAGAGGCCACGCCUCCUUCACUGAGACUGACACACACAGAGACCACGCCUCCUUCCCUGGGACUGACACACACAGAGGCCACGCCUCUUUUACUUGACUUUUAUUUCAUCUUUUUCUUUCUCAAAUAUCAGACAUUACAUUCAGACGUGUUCUGGACACGUCAGAGCUUUGUUACGAUCUGAGUUCAGUCACAGCAGAUGUCAUGAGUCGCCCGAGGAAUCCUCCACAAAAAGGCCAAGGAGCCGCUCGAGCCAAGCAGAUGGGUUUACUCUUGGAUCUGUCUCCGGACACUGCCCUAGAGGACUCUGGUGGAAAUGAUGAGGCGUUAGAGGCAGAGCUUCUUACUCUGAUUGGAGGAGGUGGCAGGGGCAAGCAGCCUGGAAAGAAAGAGGGUGGGAAAGCUCCUGUCCCCAUGGAGGACAUUGAGCGCAUGGCCGCCCUGUGCAUGAAAGACCUGGAUGAGGAAGGAGCAGACGAUGAAGACCUGGAAAACGAUGCCGAACUCCUGGCUGAACUGAACGAGGUUCUGGAGGAUGAUCACGAGGAACCAGCUCCUCCUGCUCCAGUCCAAUCUCACCGCUCAAACGCAAACCCCAAAUCCACCUCCACUACCCCGAGUGGUGCAGGUGGAAUGGAGUCCCUCCUGCAGGAGCGUAUCAAUAUGUACCAGGCGGCAACCACCAACGCAAAAGCUUCAGGAGAGAGCAGCAAGGCUCGCAGAUACGAGCGUGGACUAAAGACUCUACAGUCCAUGUUGGCAUCUGUGAAAAAGGGAAAAUCCAUUAACGAGGAGGAGAUCCCACCCCCAGUCGCUGCCGGGGCUAAACCCACCACCACACAGGAAGAACCAGUCAGAGAACAGGAAAAGCCUGCUCCGGAUUCCAAACCACCGCCAAAGACCAACGAGAAGCCGCUGCAGGAAGCACAGACUUUAGCCCCGCCCAAAACUCGGGUCCUGCAGCCACCCAUUCAGAAAACACCAGCUGUGACUCCAGAUACACCAGCUAUAUCACCCUUAACUCCCAUAAAGCCCAGUGAACAGCAUUCAGAGCUGAAGGCCAGUGUGUUGAGCAGACAAAGGGAAUAUAAACUGGCCGCUAUUCAUGCUAAACAGAGUGGAAAUACAGACCUUGCCAGGCAACACCUUGUCAUCAUCAAGAAGUUGGACUCUGUGGUUGAGGCGAUUGACAGAGGAGAACAUGUUGAUGCCAGCUCACUGCCACCCCCUCCUGGAGAUCUUACAGUUGAGCGUUCUCCUCCACCUGCUCAAUCUGCAUCUGUCAAACCCACCUCUGUUCCUCCACCUGCUGAUGCUCCAGCACCUGAAGCUUCCCUUCCUGCUCCCCGUAACCUGGCUGAGGCCCUGCAGCAGCGCAUGGACAAAUACAAAAGUGCAGCUGAGAGCGCCAAGAGCAAAGGAGACGACCGAAAAGCUCGCAUGCACCAGCGUAUUGCUAAGCAAUAUCAAGAUGCCAUUAAGGCUCACAAAGCGGGACGACCUGUCAACCUAGCAGAGCUACCAGUACCACCAGGUUGUCCUCCUCUACAGGGUGCAGAAAGCACAGAGCAAAACUUCCUGGGUGUCCUGGAAACAGCUGUGAAAUUGGCCAAUCAGGAUGCAGAUGCAGAGGAGGAGGAUGAUGAUGAGCCAGAGGAAGGAGGGACAAAGCCUGCUGUGCGUCCUGCUGCUCAGAAAGCCCGAGCUCCUGCACCCUCACAUUCCUCCUCCCCCACAGACACCUCCAAACUGCCACCUAGAGCUCAGCAGCAGCUGGAAUUCCUGCUCCGACGCAGGCAGCAGUUUGUUAAAGCGGCCCUGCGCUCGAAACAGAUGAAGGAUGUCCAGGGAGCAUCGCAGCACCUGCGCAACGCUAAGGGACUCGACCCCAUGAUCAUGGCAGCUAAAGGAGGCCUGCCUGUCGAUAUCAGCAAGGUGCCCAGUGCCCCAGUGUGUGAGGAAGACUACACUCUCUCUCAGGCUCGCUCAUCCUCUCAGUCGUCCCGCUUGUCCCAGCAGUACACUCAGCUCAUGGAGCGCCUCAGGCAGCAGCACGAGAAAUGUCUGAGCUACUCGCAGCAGUUCACUCAAAUGGGCAACAUGGCCGAGACCAUAAGAUUUGAGAAGCUGGGAGAGGAGUGUAUGAGUAAUAUUGAACUGUUGAAGAAAGCUCAUGCUAAAGGCUAUCCUGUCCCAAGCCACCACACAGAGGAGAGAACCAUCAACACUGUCAAGAUUUUCCCUAAUUUGACUGCCAGUGAGAUGGAGCUAACAAUCGUAAAAGGAAUUAACCUACCCACUCCAGGAUUUUCAGCCAGUGAUUUGGACGCUAGCGUGCGCUUUGAGUUUCCCUUCCCCACUUCGGAAGAAGCUCAAAGAGACAAAACCAACACUGUGAGAAACACCAACUGCCCAGAGUUCAAAGCCUACUUUAAGUUGCAGAUCAACCGAACACACAGAGGCUUUAAGAGAGUGGUGCAGACUAAAGGCAUCAGGUUUGAGGUCAUCCACAAAGGUGGUCUCUUCAAGAAUGAUAAGGUGGUGGGAAAUGCUCAGCUGAAACUCGAAGCACUGGAGAAUCAGUGUGAGAUCAGAGAGAUUAUAGAUGUGCUGGAUGGCAGGAAGUCAACAGGAGGGAAGCUGGAGGUUAGGGUGAGGAUUCGGGAACCACUGGGUGGGGCCCAGCUUCAGUCUGUCACAGAGAAAUGGAUCGUAGUGGAUCCACCAGCCAUCACCCCUGACAGAGAGAGAGCAAGAGAACGGGCUCCUUCACCAAAAUCCAAACCUCGCAACGAUCAAGGAAAGAGCAGCCAUUCAAGACUCUCACCUCCUCAAUACAAACUCCAUAGCUUCAGCCUCCUCAACUAUGACAAAGAAAGACUAGAGAGAAAGAUCGGUGAUUAUAAGAAAAAUAGACGGGAUCUACCACCAGAUCUGCUGAAUCAGCAUAAAGAGAUCUGCCACCGACUACAAUGGCAAAAAUCCUACCUUGAGAGAGGAUCCUCGUCAGUGUUAGCAGAGUAUGAUGGUGUUUUAAGUAAAUUCGCUCAUGGUCUUGCUGAUUCUGUGAAGAAGUUUUCCAGUGAAGGCAACAGGGAAGCAGCUAAAGAUGCUCUAGGACGGCUUAAGAUGGUGGAGGCUGAGAUGGAGUCUCUGAGGAGGAAGCGUGCUGCAUGAACAUGUACAGGAGUUGGAACUUCGCUGUGUGUUGGAAAACUGUUCUUACACGCAGAAGCAGUCAAUAACACACAUGUUCUGUGUGUACUUCCUUUCCUCUUCCUUACAGACAGAUCUUGAACGUCACACACUUCUCUGUAACUUCACUCCUCUCCUCUCUGUAUAGACUCUUAAACAAACACUCCUGAUAUUUUAGCCCAGGCUCUGAAUCACCUUAGAUCUCCUGGACUACUUUACUGAGAAAAAUAUUCUCUCUGACUAUAUGGAAGGCCAAAAAGGUCAUGAGUUUUUAUUUGUUUACUGCAGUUCAGAUGUGUAACCCUGCGUGUGCAAAUUACAUCUGCAGCAUAUUCAAUUGAUACGUGCCAGAACUUUAAAACAACACUACAGUCCCCGCCCACAAACACUUCUCAUUUGCUAGCGAGAGGGCAUUACCAUAGGCUAACUCCUGAGUUUUCUCCAGCCUUAUUCACACAGUUAGCUCAGUAACAAUUUUUAUUUCAAAGAGAAAUGAAAGGAAAAUGGCACAGGACAAAAGUGGUAACACAUGGCCUCUGUGGGCGUCCAUAAGAUCAGGGUGAAACGACUGCAGAGUCGUAUUUAUGAGGUACUAAUUAAUGUUUUGAAUGUUUGAGUCAUGUGACUCGGGGCUUUUAUAACACAACAGUUUUGCCUAAAAUGAAAUGUACACACUACAAGACAUGUUUACUUAUUUACUAUAAAGCUAAUUUAGCUAACAAGAAAACUGUUUUUUUCCCCCAAAUGUUGCUAUGUGAAUCUAAUUUGGACCGUUUUAUUUCGUUUCCAAUGGUCAAACUUUAGGCCACACCUCCUUCCUGAGCAAUCUCCAUAAUUUUAUUUGUCUGUUCUGAUUACAGGGUCACUUCUCAUGAGCGUCUUAGCAUUAAAAAGUUCAUUGUGUACAUUUAGUUUUUGGCCAAACUGCAUCUUUAGCGAACGUUUGCACAUUUGAUGAGACGUGCAGCAAUACUGCAGCUUUUCUGAUUCUCUCCAUCUGUCAUCCGUCUCCGUGCUCCAUGUGCCUUGUGUGAGUGGGUGUGUGUGUGAAUGGUGUAAAUCCUUAUAGAGAGCAUAUGAAGAAUAAUCUGUUCUCUGCACUGAAUUCUGCUUAAUCCUUCCUGUGUGCAGCUCAGCAUGCUGUGAUAUGGGGAUAAUGCUAACACUCCACCAGUGAAGUUUAAGGGUUGUGAAUAGAGGGUUGUGUAUUUAUAUAGAGCAGGGGAAAGGAUCACAGCCCAUAAUCAGGGAUUAACCCUCGUCUGGUUGUCCAGGUGACCUUUGAGCUCCAGUGGAGUGAUAAAGCCAACAAACUGACUGUGGGAUGUUUCAUAACCAGCGUUUGAAUAAAACGACAAAAAUCCA